UUCUCAGUUAAGGGUUUUUUUUUUUUUUUUUUGGUUUUUCCCCUCUCUUAGAACUUCUCAGCCAAGUCGUCACCAAGUUGUUUUUGUCAACUUUCCGGCUAAGUCGUCACUGGUAAAGUAAUGCCACUUCCACUAUAUUAGACGAGACACGAAUUUCUCCUUGGUGGAGAGAAAGGGGCUGAUCGUUCACACACAAGUUUGUAAUAUGGCACAAGAAUCAACCUCUGAUCUUAUCUUUGUGGAUGAUUUUUACUUCUCGUUACUCUUUGAUGAAGAAGAAGAAGAGAUUUUGCCUGUGUCGGAUGCCAAGUAUGCGGAAGGGUUGCAGUUCCAAGAGGGUGUGAUGAGCGACCUCAUCACUUCUCAAAUGGCAAACACCGGGGCCUCGUCAUCGCCGACAAUCCAAGCAAUUCAUCCGACCCCCAACCCAGAGCACGAGGAGGCAACAAAAGAAGCCGGAGAAUCAUCGCAUUGCUUCUGCGACAUUUGCGUGGAGAGGAAAGACGACGACCAGAUGUUCAGAAACGAGGGAUGCGUUCACUCUUUUUGUUCUGACUGUAUUAUCAAACAUGUUUCCACAAAGAUCCAAGAUGGCAUAACCGUUGUUUCUUGCCCCGGGUUGGAAUGCGAGGGUGUCCUGGAAUUCGAUGAUUGUAGGCCAAUGCUUCCCAAAGAAGUGCUGGAAAGGUGGGACGAGGAGCUAUGCAGAGCGCUGUUUGCAUCUGAGAUGAUGUUUUACUGUCCUUUCAAGGACUGCUCUGCCAUGUUGGUGAAUGAUAACGGAGGAGGAGAUGUGAUUAGAGAGUCGGAGUGUCCAUUCUGCCAUAGAUUGUUCUGCGCACAGUGUCAAGUCCCCUGGCAUCCAGGGGUAGAAUGCGAAGAGUUUCAGAUACUAAAUGAGAGUGGGCGAGGAAGAGAUGAUCUCAUGCUGAGGGAGCUUGCUCAUGAGAAGAAAUGGAAGAGGUGUCCCAAUUGCAAAUACUUUGUGGAAAAGACUGAAGGUUGUUUACACAUGACUUGCAGGUGUGCAUCCGAGUUCUGCUAUGGAUGUGGAGCAUCAUGGACUACAGAUCAUGAUGGUGAUUGCGUGAGAGAUUAAAUGACAAGUAUUUGAGUCAAUUAAUUAACCAAUUGAUCUAUUGCCUCCAUCACAUGAAUUGAAGAUUAUAUUACGAGAGAAGCAUCAUGAGUUGUUGUUUGAUAGUAACAUGAGUGAACCCUUGUAAGCUUAGCUUGCUAUCCCAUGUUGUCGAUGUUAUUUCUAAAACAGGGGGAGGCUAGGAGGCCGCCUGUCACCACGUGUCCGUCUCUGAAUAUGUAUCAAAAUCGAUCAUCGAUGUUUUAUUUCCCAUGACAUUAUUAUGGUAUGUAUGUAUGAGGACUUGAGCUGAUUCGUGUCGUAUCUCCUACUGCUUGUAUGAGUAAAGUGUU
This is a messenger RNA of Corylus avellana, 1431 nucleotides long. Its product is annotated as E3 ubiquitin-protein ligase RSL1. The record is from RefSeq and is a predicted model, not a curated record. Gene Ontology annotation, biological process: protein ubiquitination. Gene Ontology annotation, molecular function: zinc ion binding; ubiquitin-protein transferase activity. Lineage: Eukaryota; Viridiplantae; Streptophyta; Magnoliopsida; Fagales; Betulaceae.